ACGACCUGUGAUAAGCUUAUCGCGGCAGGGAGGAGAUACAUUCUCUCAGAAACCCUCUCGGUUGGGCAGGCAGUUGAACCCGGAAUGCUGAGCUGUAGAAACCUAAUUGGACGGCUGCUCCUGGGCCGGCCGGCGAGCACAGUGGCUCGUUCAUUGGCGCCCGGCUACGUGGAGAUUCGCGAGGAGAACGGAGGCCCCCACGUCCUCAAGUAUCCACAGAUCUGGUUGCGGGACAACUGUCAGUGUCCCGAUUGCUUCCACGCCGCGACCAGAGCCCGGAAGAGUCACUGGGAGCGAGGACCUUUCAACAUUGAAGUCUCCAAGCUGCACUACAAUCGGGAGCAGCAAAAACUGGAGGUGACAUGGCAGGAUGAGCACAAGAGCAGCUACGACAUAGCCUGGCUGAGGGAGCGGGACUUUGGGGAGGCGGCCAGGAGGCGCUACUUGAACGAGGUCUAUAAGCCGCCGCCGCAGCUUUGGGGCAAGACCGACUUCCCGGCGAUGCGCAGGGAGUUCGACUACCAGGAUGUGCUGCAGCAGGACAAGGUGCUCCGGGCCUGGCUGGAGGCACUGGCCGUGCAGGGAUUUGCCAUCCUGAAGGAGGCGCCCGAUGACAUCAAUGUGGCCAGGAAGCUGGCCGAAAGGAUUGGCUACAUCAAGCGCACCACAUACGGGGAUGUGUUCGAGGUCAAGUCCAAGCCCAAUGCCGGCAACUAUGCCUACCUGAUGACACCCCUGCCCCUGCACACGGACAUGCCCUACUACGAGUACAAGGCCGGCAUCAACAUCCUGCACACUCUGGUCCAAUCGGAGUCCAGCGGUGGUGCCAACACCCUUACCGAUGGCUUCAAUGUGGCCGCUGCCCUCAAGCAACAUCAUCCCCAGGACUUUGAAGUCCUACGAACGGUGCCCGUAAACUGGUUCGAUAUCGGACACGAUGGCGACGCGGGCAAGCCGUUCCACAGCCUGUGGCGGGCGCCGGUCAUCUGUCUGGACGUGGACGGGCAGUACGCCAGGAUCAAUCAGAAUACAACCAAGCGGGACAGUCGGUUUACGGUGCCACUGGAUCGGGCAAUGGCCUGGUACGAGGCCUACAACAAGUUCCUCUCCCUGGCCCAGUCCGAGGCGGUGGAGUUCAAGACCCAAGCGGGCGAUGUGUUUGUCUUCAACAACCUGAGGAUGCUGCACGGCCGGACGGCCUACGAGGAUGCCCCGGGCAACAAGCGCCAUCUGGUGGGGGCCUAUGUGGACUGGGACAUUAUCUAUUCGAGGCUGCGAACUCUCAAGUUUCCCAAUGCCAAAGAUUGAGAUUAUAGACUAUUAUGGAGUGUGAAAUAA
This is a messenger RNA of Drosophila bipectinata, 1338 nucleotides long. RefSeq names its product gamma-butyrobetaine dioxygenase. Lineage: Eukaryota; Metazoa; Arthropoda; Insecta; Diptera; Drosophilidae. Gene Ontology annotation, biological process: carnitine biosynthetic process. The record is from RefSeq and is a predicted model, not a curated record. Gene Ontology annotation, molecular function: oxidoreductase activity. Gene Ontology annotation, cellular component: mitochondrion.